Diutina rugosa is the source of this 615-nucleotide messenger RNA. RefSeq lists its product as uncharacterized. The record is from RefSeq and is a predicted model, not a curated record. The transcript has a single exon. Gene Ontology annotation, biological process: mRNA processing. Bases 1 to 615 code for a protein of 204 amino acids. Lineage: Eukaryota; Fungi; Ascomycota; Pichiomycetes; Serinales; Debaryomycetaceae.
AUGGUCAGCACACAGUAUGAAGGCAUCGAGCACCUGUCAUGUUUGAAUCCGCUGAUAUCAGCCGAAGAAAGACAGCAGAUCGAAAACCUCAUCCAAAUGGAACUCAGUCGCCACCAACAACACACCCCUCUGGACCAUGAUCGCACACCUCAAGCCCCGGGGCAGGUGGGUCUCGACAUCCCGCCUUUGUCGUCACUGCUAAUCACCAGUCUGGUGGAGCAGCUUGAGGACGCUGGCGAAGAUAUUGAUGACGAAGAGUUUUCUCUUGGUGCCAUCGAUAUGGGUGCCUAUGAUAAUCCCGAUUAUGUUGGGUUGUCUCAUGCCAUGGUUGAUGAUGAAAAUAUCAGUGGUCGCCACGAGAACCUUGAAGGUUUGCGGUAUGGUUGCGAGCUGUACUUGAAUGAACUCAUGCAUCUUGACGCUCAGCUCGACACUGCUAUCGGUGCAAAGCGGAAGCAGGUGUCUGAGCUGGAACUGCUACGUAAAAAGCGGGCUACCGAACUCCAACGAGCAAAGCAUUACCUCGACGAUCGCUGGCGUGACGGUGUCCACUCAGUGGUCGAAGUUGCAGUCACAAGUAAGAAUAGUUCUAGCUGGUCUGGAAGCGUUCCAUAG